AUGCCACUUAUCUCAGACCGAGACCCUACUAAACCGUUCGGCAAGCUGAAGCUAUCUGAAGAGGAAACAAAGUUCUCUAAGAGGGGUCCCUGUGAUCGCGUUUUUGUGUACUGGGAUGUAUCCAAACACUGUCCUCUCCCUCCUGCUUGCCGUAUUCGAUAUCUCCUUGCUUACAUCAACCAGUCUCUGGGGAAGCUAGAUGAGAAACUUUUUGUAGAACACGUCACAUUUGUUGGAGAUUCCGAUUCUGUGACCGAUAUCCAAAUUAAAGAAAUUCAUAAUAAUUUUCAAAUGACUUGGAAAGAGGCGUGUGACAGAGAUCCAGUAUGCGACAGCUGUAAGAAGCCUGAUUCCGAAUACGAGGGGAAAAAAGCUGAAUCGGCAGAUGCAGUGAUGGUGCGAGAGCUCAUGGGUCAUGCAUAUGACUAUCCUGCUCCUGGAUAUGUAAUGGUCAUUUCCGCCGAUUCCAACUUCUCCAGAGCUAUGCGUUUUAUGGGAAAACGGGGCUUCAAGGUGCUUCUUGCACACCAUCUUAAAUCCCGCCCGAACUUCCAUACUUAUGCGGAUUUCUCCUGGCUGUUCCCCGGGAUCAUUGACGGAGAAGGCCCAAAAUACGACAGGAACGGUCGAUUGCCUGAUGAUUUCAGCCCAAUCAGUCUUGGCUUCCAAAUCCCAAUCCCCAGGGCUGAAAGAGAAUUUGGCCUAAUCAAUCCAGAUCCCAGCGAGAGAAACAGCGAAAUUCCAGGCUUUUGGGAUGUCGAGAACACGCCAUUGCCACAGGGUUAUCUUAUAGAAGAACUGAUUCCCAAGAUCAAUCUGGCUCUGUCUAAAUUCAAUAAUGGGCACAAUCGUUUGAAGCUGUCUAGACUUAAUGUCGUAGGGAGUGAUGCUGUACAUGUGCUAUCUGAAUCUCGUCGUCAAACUCUCGUAUCCAGUGGUCCACAGUUUGGUUGCCAAGUCCAUGUUGAAACACCAGACCGAAGAAAACGUAUCUGUUCCUCGUGCCAAACACCCUACAACUCACCUAGUCAACAAACGUACCAAGAUGAUUUUUCCAGGGUGAUAGAUGUUGCUGAUUUCCUCCUGACGGAAAAACUUAUGGAGUAUCUCGUGAACUUCAGAACUCCUGGUUUUGUUCUUCUAAUCUCUGGAGAUAAGGAUUUUGGGCCAACUCUAGCUUUCUUAAGGAAGAGAGGAUUUAAGAUCAUCUUAGCUCAACCAUCCAUCAAGAAGGCAACCACAACAGAGCUUCAUUCUGAGGCACACCUAGGCUGGAAAUUUGAAGAUUUGCUUGAAGGCAAGGAACCAGUAUGGUUUACUGAAGUGUUCCCUAAAUACGAUUGGUGA
Molecule: messenger RNA, 1347 nt
Organism: Microthlaspi erraticum
Lineage: Eukaryota; Viridiplantae; Streptophyta; Magnoliopsida; Brassicales; Brassicaceae
Source: the annotation of a GenBank genome assembly